Molecule: messenger RNA, 1386 nt
Organism: Echinococcus granulosus
Lineage: Eukaryota; Metazoa; Platyhelminthes; Cestoda; Cyclophyllidea; Taeniidae
Product: Protein tyrosine phosphatase-like protein PTPLAD1
Exons: 11
Coding region: 1-1386 (461 amino acids)
Biological process (GO): fatty acid elongation; sphingolipid biosynthetic process; very long-chain fatty acid biosynthetic process
Cellular component (GO): endoplasmic reticulum membrane
Molecular function (GO): 3-hydroxyacyl-CoA dehydratase activity
Source: RefSeq, a predicted model, not a curated record
AUGAGGAUUUGUUGUUUGAUUAAACUGGGUUUAGUUAGGCGACUGCUUCGAUCUCUGUGGCCCUCCAGUACGGCCUUGGGACCAUGUUUGCAGAGGAAAGCAGUGGUACUCUGUUCAAUUCUCGAUUAUAGCAAGGGACCACACAGAAUCUCCGGCACCGCCACCCCACGGGGCGCUAUGGUCACUGGGCAACCGGAGUAUCACCCUUCACUACUUUGGAGUCAGGAUGAGAGGAAAAUUUUCAUCAACGUGAAGCUAACUGAAGUUAAGGACCCGCGAAUGCAAAUCGGCAAUGCCUCAAUCCACUUCAACGCCACUGGAAUGGGUGCAAAUGGACUACAGGAAUAUGGUUUCUCUCUGGACCUCUUCGAACCGAUCGAUGAUGAGGUGACCUCCGACUUUACGGUGACGGAGACGGGUGUGAACAUAGUGCUGGUUAAGCGGGAGGCGGGCGUGUGGCCUCGACUUACACAGGCCGCCAACCAGCGUCCACCCUGGUUGCGCACCGACUUCGAUCGGCUCUCUUCGGCCGUCGUGAAGGCUAUGCUCGUUGCGGGUGGCGAUGCUGAUGAAAGCGACAGCAGCGAGGAGGAUUCACAACCUCGAACCAACGUUAAGUGCAUUCGACCGUCAGCUGAGGAGAUUCGAAAGCGGAAUGUGGAGCGUGCGGAAGAAAUAGCGAGGCAACAGUAUGAUGAAUUUUUUAACUACAUAAAGAACCCUUUGGUUAUCUACUUGCUCUUAUUCAACAUCUUCCAGUGGGCUGGAUUCAUUUACAUUUUCGGUGUGAUUGUUCGGGGCUGGUGGACAGAAGGCGAUGCUAUGAAAAAGCGUGUUUUUGACAUGGUCGCGGAUCGCUUAAUGGUGCUGCAACUAGCCUCGUUCUUAGAAAUUGCCCACGUUCUUCUGGGGUGGGUCAAGGGCGGUGUCCUCCCAACCAUCGGACAGGUUUUUGGGCGUAAUUUGGUACUAUUUGCAAUACUUCUGCCACACAAGGAACUGCAAGAGGACACCGUUGUGUUCAAUCUUUUCUUAGCCUGGAGUAUGAUCGAGCUUGUUAGGUAUCCCUACUACGCCCUUCGCUUAUUCGAUGAGGAGAUUGGCUUAGUCACCUACUUGAGAUACACCCUUUGGAUUCCACUCUAUCCUAUCGGUUUCAUGAGUGAAGGCAAGCUCAUCAUCCUGGCAAUGCCGCUCCUGGAGGAGUCUCGGCGCUUCUGUAUUGAAAUGCCUAACCCUGCCAACAUAUCUUUUGACUUUCCCACAUUCCUGCACAUUUACAUUCUCCUGAUGCUGCCUGGCUUUUUCAACCAAAUGCGGUACAUGUACUUCCAGCGGCGGAAGAAGCUGACGUUGAGGUUUGGUGGCAGAGCGGGUGGUAGAUGA